AUGGCCCUUCUCGUUGACAAACUGCGACCGAAGACGCUUGAUGCGCUCACAUACCACCCCGAGCUCUCGGAUCGUCUCCGAUCCUUGGCCCAAAGCGGCGACUUCCCCCAUUUGCUAGUAUACGGACCAUCAGGUGCAGGCAAGAAGACACGCAUUAUCGCAACACUAAAAGAACUCUACGGCCCUGGAGUGGAAAAGAUCAAGAUCGACGCCCGAGUAUUCCAGACAACCAGCAACCGCAAGCUAGAAUUCAACAUCGUUUCCUCCGUUUACCAUCUCGAGAUCACACCCGCCGAUGUCGGGAACUAUGACCGUGUCGUUAUUCAAGAACUGCUCAAAGAGGUUGCACAAACGCAGCAGGUGGAUCUUGCGGCGAAACAGCGGUUCAAGGUCGUAGUGAUCAACGAAGCUGAUCACCUUACUCGUGAUGCCCAGGCAGCUCUGCGUCGCACUAUGGAGAAAUACAGCCCGAACUUGCGCUUGAUUCUCUUGGCUAACAGCACUUCCAAUAUCAUUGCACCCAUUCGUUCCCGUUGCCUGCUGGUCAGAGUUGCGGCGCCUACGGAACAGGAUAUUUGCUCAGUGCUUCGUAUUGCUGCGAAGAGGGAGGGCUGGACAGAGGCCGAUGGAUUGAACAAGCGGAUUGCGCGAGAUAGCGGGCGGAAUCUCCGCCGUGCGUUGCUGAUGUUCGAAUCUAUUUAUGCACAGAAUGAGAAAGUCACAGACAAUAGUCCUAUUCCUCCUCCCGACUGGGAGGCGCUUAUCUCUGUUAUUGCGGAUGAGAUUCUUGCAGAACGUUCUCCAGCCCGGCUGUUGCAAGUUCGUGCCCGUCUCUACGAUCUCUUGACUCAUUGCAUUCCCCCGUCAACGGUUCUCAAGACCUUGACUUUCAAGCUUGUUGCAAAGGUAGAUGAUGCGCUCAAAGCCGAUGUGAUUAAGUGGUCUGCAUUCUAUGAGCACCGGAUCAGACUGGGAAGCAAAGUGAUUUUCCACCUCGAAGCCUUCGUCGCCAAGUUCAUGCGCAUCUACGAGAGUUAUUUGAUGGGUAUGGAUUUCUAG
Molecule: messenger RNA, 1059 nt
Organism: Penicillium odoratum
Lineage: Eukaryota; Fungi; Ascomycota; Eurotiomycetes; Eurotiales; Aspergillaceae
Product: replication factor C subunit 5
Exons: 6
Coding region: 1-1059 (352 amino acids)
Biological process (GO): DNA-templated DNA replication; DNA repair
Cellular component (GO): DNA replication factor C complex; Ctf18 RFC-like complex; Rad17 RFC-like complex
Molecular function (GO): DNA binding; DNA clamp loader activity; ATP hydrolysis activity
Source: RefSeq, a predicted model, not a curated record